GAAAGAUAUGAUAAAGAAAUUUUCAUUUUCAUUACACACACACCUACCCAAUUAAAUUUUAUAUAAACAGUAGCCUUCUUCUUUGCCCAUGAAAAACAAACAAACCCAAGAAGAAAGAAAAAAAAUGAGUCAACACAACAUCCUGGAAGCUCUUAACGUCCGGGUCGUGGGUACGGGUGAUCGGAUCCUGGUUCUAGCCCAUGGAUUCGGUACGGACCAAUCGGCUUGGCACCUAAUCCUCCCUUACUUCACUCCGACUUACAGAGUCGUCCUCUACGACCUAGUUUGCGCCGGCAGCGUCAAUCCCGACUACUUCGAUUUCAAUCGGUACACGACGCUCGACGCCUACGUCGAUGAUCUCCUCAACAUCAUCGAUUCACUCGGAAUCCAAAAUUGCGCCUACGUAGGUCACUCCGUCUCGGCUAUGAUCGGAAUCAUCGCUUCGAUCCGGCGACCGGAGCUUUUCUCUAAGCUUAUCCUAAUCGGAGCUUCCCCUAGGUUUCUCAACGACGAGGAUUACCACGGCGGAUUCGAGGAAGGAGAAAUUGAGAAGGUUUUCUCAGCUAUGGAGGCUAAUUACGAGGCUUGGGUUCAAGGAUUCGCGCCGUUAGCCGUCGGAGCUGAUGUUCCGGCGGCGGUUAGAGAAUUUAGCCGGACUUUGUUCAAUAUGCGUCCGGAUAUCUCUCUGUUCGUAUCCAGGACGGUUUUCAACAGCGAUCUGAGAGGCGUGCUUGGGUUAGUGAGAGUGCCUUCGUGUGUGAUUCAGACGGCGAAGGAUGUCUCGGUUCCGGCUUCGGUGGCGGAGUAUCUCCGUGCUCAUCUCGGAGGAGAUACCAAAGUGGAGACGCUCAAAACUGAAGGACAUUUGCCGCAUCUUAGUGCUCCGGCGCAGCUCGCUCAGUUUCUCCGGCGAGCACUUCCUCGGUGAUUUUUGUUUUUGCUUUGAAUAUUGUUUUUUUUUUUGGUUUAGAAGGAAAAAAGAAAGAAACAAUUGGAAGAAUAUGGAACUUGUGGGUUUUGGUGGGGUCUACGUGGGGAAAUGAAGGGCCUCUAUUUGUGGAGGACAGUUUGGCAUUGUCAAAUCUAGAGAGAUAAGAUUGUUCACUUGACACGUGACAAACGCAUUUUUUACUUCACUUUUCUUUUGCUA
Messenger RNA from Eutrema salsugineum, 1150 nucleotides. Its product is annotated as strigolactone esterase D14. The coding region runs from base 89 to 928 and encodes 279 amino acids. NCBI's taxonomy places the organism in Eukaryota, Viridiplantae, Streptophyta, Magnoliopsida, Brassicales, Brassicaceae. The record is from RefSeq and is a predicted model, not a curated record. The transcript has a single exon.